Molecule: messenger RNA, 1095 nt
Organism: Erigeron canadensis
Lineage: Eukaryota; Viridiplantae; Streptophyta; Magnoliopsida; Asterales; Asteraceae
Exons: 5
Coding region: 118-651 (177 amino acids)
Source: RefSeq, a predicted model, not a curated record
AAAACCACAAAAUUUUAAUUGUUACACACACACCCACACAUAUACAUAUACAUAUAAUAAAGAAACAUCAGUAUCUGUUUCUAACUAUCAUUAUAAUAAAAAAAGAAGAAAAAAAGGAUGAGAUCGAUAAUUGAAAUGAAAACUAAUGAUAAUAAUAAUAAUUAUAAUUCAGAAGCUGCUUCAAAUUCAUUAUCAGCUUCAGUGAAUUAUGCUCUCAUUUCUGCAUUUGUUGCUUUUGCUGUUGCUCAGUCUAUUAAAGUCUUCACCACCUGGUACAGGGAACACCGUUGGGAUCUUAAGCAACUAGUUGGAUCGGGCGGCAUGCCUUCAUCACAUUCUGCAACAGUCACUGCUCUUGCCGUUGCUGUUGGUUUGCAAGAUGGCAUUGGCAGUUCAAACUUUGCAACUGCACUCAUAUUAGCUUGUAUUGUGAUGUAUGAUGCAACUGGUGUGCGAUUGCAUGCUGGGCGCCAAGCAGAGGUUUUGAAUCAAAUCGUAUAUGAACUUCCUGCUGAACAUCCGUUGGCCGAGAGCAUACCAUUACGUGAACUUCUAGGCCACACUCCUCCUCAGGUUAUCAUGGGUGGACUACUUGGAAUGAUGACAGCACUGAUCAUUUACGUAAUAUCGCUUCCUGGUACUAAUGCUUGAUCUCUGUUAAUACAUGCAACAGGAAUCAAAGACUCGAAAGUCAAAUCUGAAUUUGAAGAUGAUGGUGGCGUUUGAUUAUCUGGUACCCUAUUCCUAGUUAUAUGUAAUACAUUCUUUUAUUGUAGAUCUGUUCUCCGUGUCCAUUGAAUUUGUUUGUUGACAAUGUAUGAUGUAGUGAAAAGCUAUUAUGUUGUUGGAUUUUAAAGUAAUUACUAGUUGUCAAUGCUUUGUGUGUUUAUCUUGUUUGCUAUACAAGAUACUGCUGGCAUUUAGUUCUAUGUACAUGAUACCUUGUAAGUAUAAUGUUUGAUAAAUUCUUAGUUUUAGUUUGUGGGUUUGUUUUUGUUGGGUCAGAAUAAACAACGUAUCCGGUUCUGUUAAUGAAGAUGUGUAUACUAGCCUUGUAUGUUAGAAUCAUAAAUUGGUACAUUAAUAUUUUUUUGA